Schistocerca cancellata (South American locust) is the source of this 729-nucleotide messenger RNA. RefSeq names its product atherin-like. The record is from RefSeq and is a predicted model, not a curated record. The coding region runs from base 1 to 729 and encodes 242 amino acids. The transcript is spliced from 2 exons. NCBI's taxonomy places the organism in Eukaryota, Metazoa, Arthropoda, Insecta, Orthoptera, Acrididae.
AUGCGAGUCGUUGCAGUCGGCGCGCGUGACUCACUCUGCUGCGGCGGCGCUGCGCGCCCUCCGCCAAGGCGGCCGUGGCUGCCAGGGCUCCCCGCGCCGCCGCCCUUGGGCCCCGACCCGGGCAGCGGGCAGCGGGCAGCGGCUGCCGCCAAGCAGGAAGACCCGCCGGCGCCGGGAAUAGCGGCCGGCCGCUGCUAUUCCGGGCGCGGCGCGCGCGCGAAUAGCCCGGGUUCACACCCCGCGCCGGGCAGCCGGCCAGCGCCGCACGCUAUAAACUCCCGGAAUAGCGCGGCGCGGGGCCGCGGUUCAAGUCCCCGGCAGGAGACGAGGCCGCCCCCGCCGCCCCCGCGCUGCCUGUCGGCGGCGGCCCUGCAGCAGGCCGAGGUGGCGCUGCGGGCGCAGCGGCGGCAGCUGGCCGACCUGGAGGCGGUGCGCGCCCUCUCGCCCCCGCGGGCGCCGGUCCCGCCCCCGUCGCCUCCGACGCCGCCCCCCGAGGCGGAGGGGGCUGCUCGGCGUCUGGAGGACGCCAGGCGGCAGCUGGAGGCCGUGCGCGGCGCGCUGGAGGCGGCGCCGGUGGUCAGCUGCCGCAGCGUCGCCACCGACACUUCCUCCGAGACGCCGCCCCCGCCGCCCCCGCCGCUGCGGCCCUCCAAGCGCGUCCAGGCGUCGCCGCCGCGGCGCGGGAAGGCGCCGCCGCCCACAACCAGGUCAGCUCUACAGCGCGUUUAG